Molecule: messenger RNA, 2532 nt
Organism: Sciurus carolinensis (gray squirrel)
Lineage: Eukaryota; Metazoa; Chordata; Mammalia; Rodentia; Sciuridae
Gene: Ggcx
Product: gamma-glutamyl carboxylase
Exons: 15
Coding region: 117-2396 (759 amino acids)
Biological process (GO): peptidyl-glutamic acid carboxylation
Molecular function (GO): gamma-glutamyl carboxylase activity; vitamin binding
Source: RefSeq, a predicted model, not a curated record
AAUCCGUUCCGACGUGCAGCCGCGAGGCGGCGCCCCGCGCGGGCCCUUCACGACAGUGCGGCGUUUUCCGGCCGCCGCGCGGUGCCGACGUGUCCGACGGUCCGGGCGGUCUGGCCAUGGCGGUGCGUGCCCGGUCCGCGCGGGCGCCGGCUGGCUCGGCAGACAAAGUGCAGAAGGACGGGCCCCGGCGGGCCGCGGGCCCCGGGCGGGCCGGCCGCGUGGCGGCGCUUCUGGGCUUUGAGUGGACGGACCUGUCCAGCUGGCAGAGGCUGGUAACUCUGCUCAAUCGACCCACGGAUCCUGCAAACCUAGCCGUCUUCCGGUUUCUCUUUGCAUUCCUGAUGGUGCUGGACAUUCCCCAGGAGCGGGGGCUCAGCUCACUGGACCGCAAAUACCUGGAUGGACUGGACGUUUGCCGCUUCCCCUUGCUGGAUACCCUGCGACCGCUGCCACUUGAUUGGAUGUAUCUUGUCUACACCAUCAUGUUUCUGGGGGCACUGGGCAUGAUGCUGGGGCUUUGCUACCGACUGAGCUGUGUGCUAUUCCUACUGCCAUACUGGUACGUGUUUCUCUUGGAUAAGACCUCGUGGAACAACCACUCCUACCUGUACGGUUUGGUGGCCUUCCAGCUGACAUUCGUGGACGCUCACCACUACUGGUCUGUGGACGGCCUUCUGAAUGCCCGUAAGAGGAACGCCCACGUGCCCCUUUGGAACUAUGCAGUGCUGCGUGGCCAGAUCUUCAUUGUGUACUUCAUUGCGGGUAUCAAAAAGCUGGAUGCAGACUGGGUUGAAGGCUACUCCAUGGAGCACCUGUCUCGACACUGGCUCUUCAGUCCCUUCAAACUGGUGUUGUCUGAAGAGCUGACCAGCCUCCUGGUGGUGCACUGGUGUGGGCUGCUGCUGGACCUCUCUGCGGGUUUCCUGCUUUUCUUCGAUGCCUCAAGAGUCAUUGGCCUCUUCUUUGUGUCCUACUUCCACUGCAUGAAUUCUCAGCUCUUCAGCAUCGGUAUGUUCCCCUACGUCAUGCUGGCUAGCAGUCCUCUCUUCUGCUCCCCUGAGUGGCCCCGGAAGCUGGUAUCCCACUGCCCCAAAAGGCUCCAAGAGCUGCUGCCCCUCAAGGCAGCCCCUCAGCCCAGUGCUUCCUGCAUCUAUAAGAGGAGCAGAGCCAAAGGGGCCCCGAAGCCAGGGCUGCGCCACCAGCUGGGAGCUGCCUUCACUCUGCUCUACCUCCUGGAGCAGCUCUUUCUGCCCUACUCCCAUUUCCUCACCCAGGGCUAUAACAACUGGACCAACGGGCUGUACGGCUACUCCUGGGACAUGAUGGUGCACUCCCGCUCCCACCAGCACGUGAAGAUCACCUACCGUGAUGGCCUUACAGGCGAGCUGGGCUACCUCAACCCUGGGGUAUUCACACAGAGCCGGCGAUGGAAGGAUCACGCAGACAUGCUGAAGCAGUAUGCCACUUGCCUGAGCCGCCUGCUUCCCAAGUACAAUGUCACUGAGCCCCAGAUCUACUUUGACAUAUGGGUCUCCAUCAAUGACCGCUUCCAGCAGAGGCUUUUUGACCCUCGCGUGGACAUCGUGCGGGCUGACUGGUCCCCCUUCCAGCGCACACCUUGGGUGCAACCACUGUUGAUGGACCUGUCUCCCUGGAGAGCCAAGCUGCAGGAAAUCAAAAGCAGCCUGGACAACCACACAGAGGUGGUCUUCAUUGCAGACUUCCCUGGGCUGCAUUUGGAGAAUUUUGUGAGCGAAGACCUGGGCAACACUAGCAUCCAGCUGCUGCAGGGGGAGGUGACUGUGGAGUUGGUGGCAGAAGAGAAGAACCAGACUCUUCGGGAGGGAGAAAAAAUGCAGCUGCCUGCUGGCGAGUACCAUAAGGUGCAUACGACAUCACCUGGCCCUUCCUGCUACAUGUACAUCUAUGUCAACACUACAGAGCUUGCACUGGAACAAGACCUGGCUUAUCUACAGGAAUUAAAGGAGAAGGUGGAAAACGGAAGUGAAACGGGACCUCUACCUCCAGAGCUGCAGCCUCUUUUGGAAGGGGAAGUGAAAGGGGGCCCCAAGCCAACACCUCUGGUUCAGACCUUUCUUAGACGCCAGCAAAGGCUCCAGGAGAUUGAACGCCGGCGAAAUACCCCUUUCCAUGAACGACUUUUUCGCUUCUUGCUGCGAAAACUGUACAUCUUUCGUCGCAGCUUCCUGAUGACUCGAAUUUCACUCAGAAAUCUACUAUUAGGCCGCCCUCCCCUGGAGCAGCUGGCCCAAGAGGUGACCUAUGCAAACUGGCGCCCCUUUGAGACAGAUGGCGAAUCAAGUCCUUCAAACACAGAGUCUUCAAAUUCCAAUCCUCCUGAGACAAAUGCUGAUCCUAUCCACUCAGAAUUGUGAGGGUACCUAGAUGUUUGAUGCAUCUGUGCUACAUUUUUUUGAGACCAUUCAGAUUUUUUUUCUUCUUCAAAGUCCCUUUUAAUUCAGCUAUAGCUUGGAUGAAUGGAGUCAAGAAAAUAAAGAUAUUUUAAUCCAA